Sordaria macrospora k-hell is the source of this 1164-nucleotide messenger RNA. RefSeq lists its product as uncharacterized. Gene Ontology annotation, biological process: negative regulation of transcription by RNA polymerase III. NCBI's taxonomy places the organism in Eukaryota, Fungi, Ascomycota, Sordariomycetes, Sordariales, Sordariaceae. Gene Ontology annotation, molecular function: RNA polymerase III core binding. The record is from RefSeq and is a predicted model, not a curated record. Gene Ontology annotation, cellular component: nucleus.
AUGAAGGCAAAUGUUGUGACGAGCGCUCUCAACUUCGACACACCAGACUGUCACAUCACUGGCAGCUGCGAUCUCUACACAACAAAGGCUGCGGGUUCCGAUAAGCGUCUUUACAAGAACAUCCAACAGUCUCUCCAAACCCAACAUGACAACCUCAUCAAGUUUGGCAAGUCACUGUCACCACCUCAGCGCGAAUCAAUCGCUGAGACAAUCAACUUCGAGCGGUCGUCACCGUUCGGCUCCCUCAACGAAAAGGCGAACCGCAACACCUACGCCUACCUAAUAGCCACCCUCAAUGCGUCGCAUCCCGACUACGACUUCUCGAAUGUCCUGCGACCCGACGACUUCAAGCGCGAGAAGGAGUUGCGCCGUGUUAUGGCCCACAUCGAUAGUACCCUUCAAAGCGUGCGGCCCAACUCGUCCUACUUGGACGUUACAAUACCUCGCAUGGGCUCCUCGCCCGCUGCCGCCUCCAGCUUUGGCUCCUCGGGCCUCGCUAUGUCACCGGUCUGGGGCCCCGCCAUGUGGGCGUCCAUCGACAAAGAGAUGGACCUCAAGGACUGCUCCAUCUUCUCAUACCAACCCGUCGACGCCCCCUUUGACGAGGAAGAAGGUGCCAUCUGGGCGCUCCACUACUUCUUCUUCAACAAAACUCUCAAGCGCGUCUGCUACCUCUACGUGCGCGGGAUGCCGGUCAUGUCCCAUAGUCCGAGAAUACCGGGUCACCACGCCAUCAUCUCCGCAAAGGGAGGACUCGUGCGACCCCGUCGGGUCCUCUACGGGAUCGACGAGGAGCUCGAUGACGCCGGAGCCAACAAGCGCGCUCGGUACUGGCUCGGAGACCAGUUCGCCGAGCGCGUCAUGGCGGAUGACGACGAGAUGGAGGCCGAUGACGGUCUAAUAUGGAACCGCGAUGCUGAUGGCGAUUUCAACCAUAACUAUCACGAUGAUGUCGAUUACGACUAUGAUGACGAAAGUCUGGGGGAUUUCGAAGAGGACGAAGAAGACCUCGAAGACGGUGCGAAUGCAGAUGACAACGCCAAUGACACUAAACAAACGACUUCGGCCGCCACCAAUAAGGGGGGCUCAAGUUGGCGCUCUCAGAAUGUUCCGUACCGGGGGGUCAGUGAGGAUAUCGCGUCGAGGAUGGAGAUUGAUGUCUAG